Molecule: messenger RNA, 998 nt
Organism: Mytilus trossulus (common blue mussel)
Lineage: Eukaryota; Metazoa; Mollusca; Bivalvia; Mytilida; Mytilidae
Exons: 3
Coding region: 133-483 (116 amino acids)
Cellular component (GO): membrane
Source: RefSeq, a predicted model, not a curated record
GAGUGUAUAUACUAUAGUGACACAUUCAAUAGAAACUUGGAUGAUUUUUCUUCUUUAUACAUUUUAGUCACAUGUUAUUCAAGGUUAAAUUGUGUUUGAAUUCGUUGGUUUUUCUAAUAUAAAAGAAUAUACAUGAUGCAUAAUAAAAAGUACGCUGUGCUGGUUGUUGUACUUCUGUUGACCCUUCCGUCUAGUGUUGGAGGUGGACCAAUAUGCUACGUUUCAUGUCUUGCCUCCGUUGGAGCAACUGCAUUAUUUGGGACAGUAGCCAUACUACCAGUUCUAGGUUUUACAUCUUCUGGAAUAACAGCCGGAUCAUGGGCUGCAACAUGGAUGGCUUCGUUUGCAGGUGCUGUUCCUGCCGGAAGUGUGUUUGCUACUUUUCAAUCAGCAGGAAUGACGGGAGCAACUGCGAAAUUGGCCGCUGGAGCUACUGGUUCGGCAGCUGCCAUUUGUGCUGCAAUUUGCGCACCUUUGCCAUAAACAUUUUUUUUAACACAUUGUAUAAUGCAUCUUAUCUUAAAUUCGUACUUAAGUUUGUUUGAAAAUAAUUUGAUGUGAUUGUCACUGAAGAGUCCUUUGUAGUGUAGACUAUGUGAGUUUAUGGCGAUCAAGAUGAAAAGCAAAGUACAUUUAAUGAUUUUGUAAAUCUUGUUCAACAUAUAAAAAUGAUUCAGUAUGUUUAUUAAGACUAAUGAAUUAAUAAAGUGCAAGCAUAUGCAACUCUUUAUAUAAACAAGACAUGUUCAUGUAAAACGUAUUAAUGUUUAAUGUUGCAUCAUACUUAAUCAUCCAAACGUGAAGGGUGAUAAUUGUAAAAUUGCUUAUACAGAAGAUGUAAUCUUCUUUAUGAACAUUUUGUGUGUUAAUCAUAUUCGACUAAUAGUUGAACAAAUACAGGUUAAUUAAAAAACGACCCUUUACGACAAGUUUUAAACUAUAUCAUAUAUGUUUCUCGCAUACGUCAGUAUGCAUGUAAUUGGUACAAGUAUUACACA